CAGAAAUAGAGCAUUUCUUAGCUGUCCUACUUUUCAUGGGUGUUUUCAAUUUCCCGUCACUGGAGGACUACUGGCUCCAGAAAUCACGCUUCGAUCUGAUUGCUGACAUCAUGCCAAGGAGGAGAUUCCAGCUGUUACGGCGAUACAUUCAUUUCAAUGAUAAUCAGCAGUGCAGUGAGAGUCAGGACAGAUUUUACAAAAUCCGUCCCCUUUUUGAAAUGCUUCGUGAGCAGUGUCUCUUGAUACCAUCCACUCACAAGCACAGUGUUGAUGAGGUCAUGGUGGCAUAUAAAGGCACAAGAGCUGGUAACCUGCGCCAGUACAUCGCCAACAAGCCAGACAAGUGGGGCUUCAAAUUAUUCUGUCGAGCAAGUUCAUCCGGCAUCAUCCACGACCUCCUGCUGUAUCAAGGGGCAUCCACGUUCUUCAAUGUUGCUCUCAGUAAAGAGGAGCAGGCCCUGCCUCUGGGAGCAAAAGUGGUGACAACGCUCUGCAAAACCAUAAAAGAGCCCCAYAUGUCUGUUGUCUUUUGUGACAACUUCUUCACAAGUUUCAACUUGGUUCAGAACCUCCACACUGCCCUUGGUGUCAAGUGCAUCGGCACCGUACGACCAAACCGCACUGGUGGAGCUCCAUUGAUGACAGACAAAGACCUGAUGAAAAAGGGGCGUGGGGCCUGUGACUUUAUGGCUGCUGAAGGGGUUCUUGCAGUAAAGUGGUUUGAUAACAAAUGUGUCAACUUGCUCAGUAAUGCCUAUGGGAUCAAGCCCUUUUCAACAGUGAAACYCUGGAGCAAAGAGUCCCGCACAAAGAUCACCAUCCCGUGUCCAUCACUCAUCUCUGCCUACAAUGAGCAUAUGGGAGGAAUCGAUCUGUCUGACAUGCUAGUACACCUGUACAAGACCCCAGCCAGGUCAAGGAGAUGGUAUCUUCCUCUGUUUGGAUACAUCCUGGACCUCUGCAUUGCAAAUUCCUGGCUACUCUACAAAAGGGACAGUGGCCUCCUGAAUGAGAAACCCAUGUCUCUCAAACAGUUCCGCCUCGCAGUUGGCCACAGUUUGAACCAGUUCAAUAAGCCAGCAUCCAAAGUUGGCCGACCAUCUUCCAGCUCUCCACCACCAGAGCAGACAGGCUACAUCUCAAGACCAUCACGACCAAAACCACAAACAGAUGUGCGCUACGACAACAUGGGACACUGGCCUCUUCACUGUGAAAAACGAGGGAGAUGCAACCUGUGUCCAAAGGGAGUGUCCAGGUGGAAAUGUGAGAAAUGCAAUGUCUUCCUGUGUUUGAAUGCGAGCCAGGAAUGCUUCAAGUUGUAUCACCAGAGGUAAAGCGCAUCUAAUGCACAAAAUGAAGGCUGUUUUGCAAACACAUAUGAAAUGUUUUAAUGUUUGAUGUUUUUCUGUGUUUGCCAUGUUUUUUCAAAGUUUUAAUGAAAACAAGUAACACUAGUUCAAUCAAUCCUCCAGAUACAUGACAGUUGUGUCCCAAAAUACAUGCUGUUGCACAAAAACAGAAAAGGUGUGCUGAGAUAUAAAAGUAAUAAAUGUUUCUAUUCUGCAGUAUUUUCUUUUCUUUUUUGAAUGUAAAAAUUAUUUUUUUUGCACUGUUACCUAUAAUCAGAAGUGGAUUGAAUGUGAGAAUUUUGUGCUGUUGCACUUUAAUAAUCAGACAGUCAAGAUGGGAAAAUUAAAAAUUCUAUAUUUCCUUGUUCAACGCAAUGUUUUCUUUAGUUGAAAUUAAAACCAAUGUUUUGUCAUUGUGACAGAAAUAAACUAUCCAAUGCCCCAGACAUUUUUUAUUGCUUAUUUCUUUAUAAAUUAACAUUUUAUUUUAAUUUAUCUAUUGUACUUGGUAUUUUUAUUAUGUCAUGUACUUAAACCAUUAGGUGACAUCUCAACCGUUUGGUAGAGAUGAACUUUAACCAUAAAGGACAUCUCAACCGUUUGGUAGAGAUGAACUUUAACCAUAAAGGACAUCUCAACCGUUUGGUAGAGAUCAAUAUUUCCAAAACCACAGGGUCUGUUGAAAAAAAAAAUUGAUUGUGUUUAUAGAUCACCCUGGGGUAAAAGAAAUGCUAAGAAAAAAAUUUUCACAGGUUUUUUUCUAGGUGCGGUAGCUAAAGGGUUAA
Molecule: messenger RNA, 2134 nt
Organism: Austrofundulus limnaeus
Lineage: Eukaryota; Metazoa; Chordata; Actinopteri; Cyprinodontiformes; Rivulidae
Product: piggyBac transposable element-derived protein 2
Source: RefSeq, a predicted model, not a curated record